CUGCGGAUCAACACCACAUGCGUUCUGCUGCUGUUAUGAAACGAUCAGCGGGCGAAUGAAAGCAUUCCUCGCCGCGGUGCGUGAGACCACAAACUUAUUUUUCCCCCCCCUUCCCCUCUAUCCAGAGGUCCGCGUGUGACGCGUCAGGCGGGCGCGCCCACUGCGGGUCUCCUCCCGGCGGCGAGGAGUUUGGAUGGACUCACGGAAAGACUGCACACGCCGCACAAAGAGUGCGGCGGCCGAGCGGGGGAAGUUACCGACGACCGAGGCCCAGCGAAACGGAGCUAAAGAAAGCGGCUAAGCGCUAGCGGUACCGACCCGUCCCAUCCCGUCCCACCCCGUCCCAUCACCGCGGAGCUGCCGGUGCUUUGGUCGGAAUCCCGAGCGAGGAGCGCUGCGCCGUGAGGGUUACUCAGGACACACCCGGUGCUAUACUUCAAGAGAGGAAGUAGAGGAUCAGGGACAGGACAGACGACUGCAUCCUUCUGGGGAACAGACGAGCAUAAUCACAGAAUUACAGCCCUGCGACAAUGGAAGACUCUGGCGAGGACUAUGGGAACUACACCUAUGAAGACUACCUGGAGUACGGAGACCUAGAGGAGCUUAAAGUACAUCACAGGCAGACAGAAACGAUGCACAUCAUCUCGGUGGUCAUCUACAUUAUUUCCUUUGUACUGGGUUUGAUUGGCAACGGGACUGUUAUUUGGGUGACGGCUUUCAAAAGCAAAAAGACAGUCAACAGUGUUUGGUUGCUCAAUCUGGCCAUGGCGGACUUUGUCUUUGUGCUCUUUCUCCCCUUCUACAUUGACUACAUCCUGAAGGACUUCCACUGGGACUUCGGUGUGGUCAUGUGUAAGCUUAACUCAUUUGUGUCCGUGAUGAACAUGUACGCCAGUGUGCUCUUCCUCACGGUGCUCAGCGUGGACAGAUACGUCUCGCUGGUCCACCUCACCUGGUCUCAGAAGUAUCGCACGAGAGGGCGGGCCUGGGUGGUGUGCGGUUACAUAUGGGGGCUGGCCGCCGCCGUGAGCUGUCCCGCGCUGAUUUUUCGCGACACCAUGCGCCUACACGACAAGGUGGUGUGCUUCAACAACUUUCACACGCACAACCGAGAGUCGGCGGCGCUGAAACACAUCACGAUGGUGGUCCUGCGUACCUCCGUCGGCUUCGUGCUGCCUUUUACGGCCAUAUGUGUGACGGGUGUACUUCUGACAAUCCGAGUGAAUAAAUCUGGCAGCGUGGUUCGGCUUUCCAGCUUCUCCAGAACGGUCUUCGCAGUGAUUCUGGCCUUCUUUUUAUGCUGGGCUCCUUUUCAUACUUUUUGCUUGAUGGAGUUAUCCGUAUAUUCUUCGGUUUACCUACACAACAUACUGAGAGCCGGCUUUCCUCUCGCCACCAGUUUGGGCUUUUUUAACAGCUGCAUUAACCCCCUGCUGUAUAUGCUCCUGGGCAAAAAGGUGCGUCAUAUCCUGAAGCGUGCAUGCCUGGACAUAACUAAGAGUUCACUGAGAGAGCUGAGCCAGUCUAUCUCUGCCACCGAGACGGAGUCCGUGCCGGACGUUCCCGCGGACAGCGUCCCAGAGGAGGCGGUAGAGUCAUCGGCUCUAUGAUCGCAAACCAUCACACUGGCUGCAGUUGUCCUUGAAAAAAAGUCAAGGAAAGACGGGGAAUUAGUUUACAGUAAAUAUGGAGGGAUAUAGCAUAGCUGUUCUUUCUAGCUGUAGUCUUAUUUCCUAGGUGGUUUUAUUUGGACAGUUAUGCAUAAUCAAAUGGAUAAUGUUUUCUGCAUAAAAUACAAAUAAUCAGCUAUGUGAGAAUGAAUUGACACUUCAAAUACAUAAAAUGCUUCUAGAAUGUGUGUAUAUUUUAAGAUCAUACAUUUAGUAAUAUUUUUGUCUUAAAUAACUUUAGCCUACUGAAUUUGUUGUACUCUGGAUGCAAGGCAUCUUUGGCUAGAUUUAAGCAAUGGUACAUAAAACCAUUGUUAGUCAACAUUAGUAUUUUGUAUACGGUUUUAUAUUUUAUAUGUAUUAAUGUAUUGUGAGCUGUUUUUUAAACUAAUUAAGAAAAAUGUAUUGUUAUAAUAUAUUUCAAAUAAAUAGUGGAUAUCCUAAUAAAUUUAUCCUGUUGAAUA
This is a messenger RNA of Gasterosteus aculeatus aculeatus (three-spined stickleback), 2134 nucleotides long. It is a transcript of the gene cmklr2, whose product is annotated as chemerin chemokine-like receptor 2. Gene Ontology annotation, biological process: inflammatory response; phospholipase C-activating G protein-coupled receptor signaling pathway; chemotaxis. Gene Ontology annotation, molecular function: complement receptor activity; G protein-coupled receptor activity. The record is from RefSeq and is a predicted model, not a curated record. Lineage: Eukaryota; Metazoa; Chordata; Actinopteri; Perciformes; Gasterosteidae. Gene Ontology annotation, cellular component: plasma membrane.